Molecule: messenger RNA, 945 nt
Organism: Pipistrellus nathusii (Nathusius's pipistrelle)
Lineage: Eukaryota; Metazoa; Chordata; Mammalia; Chiroptera; Vespertilionidae
Source: the annotation of a GenBank genome assembly
AUGUCGGACCUGGGCUCGGAGGAGUUGGAGGAGGAGGGAGAAACUGAUCUUGGGGAAUACGAAGGGGAUCGGAACGACGCAGGUGAAAGGCACGGCCACGGGCGAGCCAGGUUGCCCAACGGGGACACCUACGAGGGGAGCUACGAACACGGGAAAAGACACGGCCAGGGGGUCUACAAGUUUAAAAAUGGUGCUCGGUACAUCGGAGAGUACAUGAAAAACAAAAAACACGGUCAAGGCACCUUCAUAUACCCAGAUGGAUCAAAAUACGAAGGAGAGUGGGUGGAUGACCUGAGGCACGGCCAUGGCGUCUACUACUAUGUCAAUGGCGACACCUACACCGGAGAGUGGGUCGCCCACCAGAGGCACGGGCAGGGCACCUAUCUGUAUGCGGAGACCGGCAGCAAGUACGUGGGGACCUGGGUGAACGGACAGCAGGAGGGCGCGGCCGAGCUCAUUCACCUGAACCACAGGUACCAGGGCAAGUACUUGAACAAAAACCCGAUGGGCCCCGGGAAGUAUGUGUUUGACAUUGGAUGUGAGCAGCACGGGGAGUAUCGGGUCGCAGAUGUGGAUAGAGUGGAGGAGGAAGAGGAGGAGGAGUCGUUAACAACGGCCCUUCCAAAGUGGAAAGCCACCAAGAUCACCGAGUUGGCCUUGUGGACACCGACCCUGGCCGAGGAGCCGCAGCCUGCGGAUGUGCCCGGACAGGAGGAGCCCUUGGCGGCCGAGGUCCUGGGGGAGCCUGGGGAGGAGGCCCAGCCUCCGGCGGAUCUCUCGGAUGCGGAGGCCGAUUACGCGAGGCCCGGGGAGGAGGACGCCGAUACCUUCCGGGAGGAGAGCGGCGAGUUCGGCCGGGAGGAGUUCCGCUUUGACAACAUGGACCAGCAGGGAACUGCGGGUUUCGAAGAUGAUGACCCGAGGCAAACCGAUGCUCCAGAGUGA